AUGCAUAAAGACGGUACUGGGAAGGCCGUACAAGUGAUUUCGGCACUAUCUCCAAUCAUACCCAACAAUUCGGCGAUUAGCAGCAGUAAAAAGCGACUACUGGCGAUUGUCUCCACAUCGGUGUUAGGAAACGCAGGACGGGUGUGGGUGACGGCUCUGCUGACGAAAAGGAACACAUCUCGGCUGAACAGCGCGUUCAGGCUGAUGGCCAUGCGGGUAUCUAGCGCGUAUCGAACUAUCUCGUCAGAAGCAACCUACGUGAUAGCUGGAACGAUUCCUAUAAACCUUCUACUCGAAGAAGAUAGCGAGUGUUAUAGGAAUCGAGGCACGAGGCGAGCCCAUAAACGAGCCCGAGCUGACACCUUAAUCAAGUGGCAGCAUUAG
Messenger RNA from Topomyia yanbarensis, 384 nucleotides. RefSeq lists its product as uncharacterized. The transcript has a single exon. The coding region runs from base 1 to 384 and encodes 127 amino acids. The record is from RefSeq and is a predicted model, not a curated record. NCBI's taxonomy places the organism in Eukaryota, Metazoa, Arthropoda, Insecta, Diptera, Culicidae.